Colletotrichum navitas is the source of this 771-nucleotide messenger RNA. RefSeq lists its product as uncharacterized. The record is from RefSeq and is a predicted model, not a curated record. Lineage: Eukaryota; Fungi; Ascomycota; Sordariomycetes; Glomerellales; Glomerellaceae. The transcript is spliced from 3 exons. Bases 190 to 642 code for a protein of 150 amino acids.
UUGCAGCCGGGCGAUGUCACAGCUAUGAUUCGACAGAUGCCCCCAAUCUGGCUUGAUCUUGGCCCAGCCCACUCACACCAGAACAAACCUGUUCUCUGCCUUACGGGGAACUGGCUGCCAACAACGGUGGAAGGACUCCUAGAAACCAUCGCCAGCCGAGCAUUAAACCUUUGGGCAAUGCGAGUUUAGAUGAACCCCUUCUCCAUGGCUCAUCGUUGCGCGUCUCAGCAUGCCUCCGCCGCGCCUUGCUCGACGGGCCCUGCCCUUGAGCCUCAAUCGUCCCGACCGGGAAAUCGCUGCUUCUGGAUAAUCUUCGAAAGCAAGCAUUAUUCGCCCUGGGCAGCCCACACGCCCACUGGCCAGGGCCGAUUGACAGCGGGUGCCUCGACCGACGAACUCAACCGACUCGACCAACAAGAAGCACCGCACCGUGCUGGCCUAUCCUUGGUCUUCAACACGAACCCCUGCGCCUGCUGGCCUCGGGCCACCGUAUUGGUCAGUCUCUGCUGUGGGAUUCGACAAAAAGGGCAAUCCAAGACGGAGUACGCCAAUCUCCCAUCGCCCUUAUGGUUCGCUGCUAACCAGGCAUUUGCCUGCACCCUAUGCAUAUCCAUAUUCCAAACUUCGUAUAGCCAGAAUUAGCCCCAACCACCCCGGAGUCACAUAGUCAUGGUACCACAGAGAGGGGUUUCCGGAAAGGGCACACCCCCCCCCAUCGCCAUCACGGAAUCAACGCCCUGCGGCAUGCAUCCCACUCUAGCCCCUCCCCUC